Messenger RNA from Spirodela intermedia, 1952 nucleotides. The record is from the annotation of a GenBank genome assembly. Lineage: Eukaryota; Viridiplantae; Streptophyta; Magnoliopsida; Alismatales; Araceae.
AUGUCUGCCUACUGCGGGAAGUACGCUGGUAUCUCUCUCUCUCUCUCUCGCUCUCUCUAUUGCACACACACACACUCCAUUUCUCUCGACCUCUACUCUCGUCGGCUGUUUGUGGUUUCCUUUCCGGGCGAAUGAUUUUCACCCGCCUUCUCCCAGUUUUAGCAUCGCAACCCCCCUAUAUUCGCUAGAUCCGGCGUCGCCCAAUUUGGGUUUCCCUUGUAUCACCGUGGUCGUUCCGUUUCGGGGUAGGGUUAGGGUUUUUUAUUUUGCCGCUUUGGCUGGGAAAUCCUUCGUUUCUAAGCUUUGUCCUAUUUUUCGCUUACGUAUGCUUUGAUUUCCCAUCCCAUUCAACUCUAUGCAUCGUCUCCUACUUCUUGGUCCCAUUCCUCACUCCCCUUCUGCUGCUGCUGCUGUGCUCUUCCGCCUCCCGUUUCGGCUCUCUGGUCACCUGUUCUAGCUCUCCCCUUCAUACUGGAUAAGCUUCCUCCAUUGACUCGAGGUGUGCCCCUAUCCGUCUGCAAAACUGUAAUCCUUUUGUCUCCGCUGUUUGGAUUCAUCCUCUCCCGUUACCAUCUCUCUCGCGCAUCUCGGUCAUCGCCAUUUGGUGGAUGGAUUUACCACUGCUAGAACAUGCCCCGUCUUUUCUGCGCAUUCGAGGAGGACUCUCUGGGAGGAGAGUCGUCCCGGUUGCCGAUGAUUGAUUACCCCGCCAAGACCGUACGUAUUAUUCCGCCAUGUCGUCGCGACUUUCAGUAGCCUUCUGCCAUGCCUGACAUGGGAGUACCUCGGCUGUCUCUGGUUUUCCUUCUCGCUGAAGCGAGCUUCUACCUUGGUUGGUGCCGUCGGUCAAUUUUCUCGUGGAGUUGCGUGCUUAUGAGGCGACCUCUGACUUUCUCUCUGCAGAUGAGCUUGCCAAGAACGCCGCCUACAUUGGAACCCCGGGUAAGGGGAUUCUCGCUGCGGACGAGUCCACUGGCACAAUCGGGAAGCGUCUGUCGAGCAUCAAUGUGGAGAACGUGGAGUCCAACCGGCGCACCCUUCGCGAGCUGCUCUUCACCACCCCCGGUGCGCUGCAGUACCUGAGCGGGGUCAUCCUCUUCGAGGAGACCCUGUAUCAGAAGACCGCCGUGGGGAAGCCCUUCGUGGACGUCCUCAACGAAGGCGGCGUCCUCCCUGGAAUCAAGGUGGACAAGGGCACCGUGGAGCUGGCCGGCACCAAUGGGGAGACCACCACUCAGGGCCUCGAUGACCUCGGCAAACGCUGCGCCAAGUACUACGAGGCCGGAGCUCGCUUCGCAAAGUGGCGCGCCGUCCUCAAGAUCGGCGCAACCGAGCCGUCUCAGCUGGCGAUCACUGAGAACGCAAAUGGCUUGGCUAGAUACGCCAUCAUCUGCCAGGAGAAUGGCCUGGUUCCUAUUGUGGAACCCGAGAUCCUCGUUGACGGGUCUCACGACAUCGAGCGCUGCGCGGCCGUGACGGAGCGGGUCCUCGCCGCCGUCUAUAAGGCGCUGAACGAUCACCACGUCUUUCUCGAGGGAACGUUGCUGAAGCCGAACAUGGUCACGCCCGGGUCGGAUGCGGCAAAGGUGGCGCCGAAGGUGGUGGCGGAGCACACGGUGAGGGCCCUUCAGCGGACCGUCCCCGCCGCAGUUCCGGCCAUCGUUUUCCUCUCUGGCGGGCAGAGCGAGGAGGAGGCGACGCUGAACCUGAACGCGAUGAACCAGCUCAGCGGGAAGAAGCCCUGGUCCCUGUCCUUCUCCUUCGGUCGCGCCCUGCAGCAGAGCACGCUGAAGACCUGGGCUGGGAAGGAGGAAAACGUGGGGAAGGCGCAGGCGGCCUUCCUCACCAGGGCCAAGGCCAACUCGGAGGCUACCCUGGGAACCUACAAGGGAGACGCCGCCAAGGGAGAAGGCGUCUCGGAGAGCCUCCACGUAAAGGACUACAAGUACUAG